CCUCCCCUGACUCGGCGCUCCCAUUGUACUUCCUCAAAAUCCAACCCAUAUAAACUCACACACUGACCCACUUUAGGAGCAGAGGAAGACGACUUCACACUGAGAUCUUCACCAAACUUUUUGACUUUUAAACUUAAGGAUGUUGUCGUGUGUGUGCGUGUUGCUGCUGGCUGUCUCAGCUUUGGGCCAGCUGGAUGAAGUCUCGCUGGAUGCCCAGUGGGAACAGUGGAAGACCACACAUGUGAAAGAAUACAGUGGCACGAAUGAAGAGGGGAUCCGCAGAGCCAUCUGGGAGAAGAACAUGCGUAUGAUUGAUGCACACAACCAGGAGGCAGCAUUGGGCAUGCACUCCUACGAGCUGGGGAUGAACCACCUGGGAGACAUGACGUCAGAGGAAGUUGCAGAGAAGAUGACCGGUCUGCAGAUCCCAUUGAACCAUGAGCGCAGUUUUACCAUGGCAUUCGACGACAAGGUGUCCAGGCUUCCUAAAUCUGUCGACUACCGCAAGAAGGGCAUGGUGACAUCAGUGAAGAACCAGGGUUCCUGUGGCUCCUGUUGGGCCUUCAGCACUGCCGGGGCUCUUGAGGGCCAGCUGGCUAAGAAGACAGGGCAGCUCAUUGACCUCAGUCCUCAGAACCUGGUUGACUGCGUCUCAGGGAAUGACGGCUGUGGAGGAGGGUACAUGACCAUCGCCUUCCAGUAUGUGCAGGAUAACGGAGGCAUCGACUCCGAGGCUGCCUACCCAUAUGUUGGACAGGACCAGCCGUGCCGCUACAACUCAUCAGGCAUGGCAGCCCAGUGCAAAGGCUACAAGGAGAUCCCAGUGGGUGACGAGCACGCGCUGGCUGUCGCACUCUUUAAAGUGGGCCCCGUGUCUGUGGGUAUUGACGCCACACAACCCAGCUUCCAGUUCUACAGUCGAGGUGUUUACUACGACCCCAAUUGCAACAAAGAUGACAUCAAUCAUGCUGUGCUGGCAGUUGGCUAUGGAGUGAACUCCAAGGGGAAGAAGUUCUGGAUUGUCAAGAACAGCUGGAGUGAAACCUGGGGCAAGAAGGGCUACAUCCUGAUGGCACGCAACCGUGGCAACCUCUGCGGCAUCGCCAACCUCGCCAGCUACCCCAUCAUGUGAAGAAGCAUGGAGCUCAGAGAAAGACGAGGGAGGAUGAGGAAGGGGCUUUGCUUAGACUACUACACACACAAAAAUACACUUCAUUUUAAUUACCACUACAAAAUGUAACACAUAUUACUUAAUUUACACAGAUUUUUCAAAAAUUUAAAAGCAUCCAACAUUGUAUUUACUAUAACUAAGGGAGUGAAGGGUUUAAAUGUUCUCAAAAAAGUCUAAUGAGGAUAUUUGGUUAUCUUGAGUUUUAUAAAGCACUUUAAACCUCUGAAGUCUUUUCAGUUGAUCUCUAAAGCAGCAGAUCUCCGCUGUAGUCUGAUCCCUAAAGAAACAUGUGGUUUCAUUACCUCCAGUGCAGAGUACCAAAGUGCUAAGUUACAUCUAUGAACCCAGUAGGCAACAAAACCUUUCUCAGUAUUUGUCUGCUAUUCAGUGAUAGUUUCAGAUCCCAGUUUAAUUACAUUUUGUGUGAAUUCCAACAGACAGGAAACAGGAAAAAAAAACAUUGCUGGGCAAUGAGAGCUCCUCCUUUCCUGUGGAUAGAGAGUCACUUCCAAUAAAUCUUAACCAGUUUUUCUCUUGAUCAUGUGGACUUUUGUUGUUGUUGUUGUUCUGUUCAGCACUUUUCUAAUGAUUAAACUGAUGUAAACUGAUGUUUUCUAUGAAAUUGAAUAAAGGUCUCAUUUUGAAGUUGAA
Messenger RNA from Mugil cephalus (flathead mullet), 1822 nucleotides. RefSeq names its product cathepsin K (gene ctsk). NCBI's taxonomy places the organism in Eukaryota, Metazoa, Chordata, Actinopteri, Mugiliformes, Mugilidae. Gene Ontology annotation, cellular component: lysosome. The record is from RefSeq and is a predicted model, not a curated record. The coding region runs from base 140 to 1132 and encodes 330 amino acids. Gene Ontology annotation, biological process: immune response. Gene Ontology annotation, molecular function: cysteine-type endopeptidase activity. The transcript is spliced from 8 exons.